This is a messenger RNA of Vollenhovia emeryi, 2788 nucleotides long. RefSeq names its product follistatin-A. The record is from RefSeq and is a predicted model, not a curated record. Gene Ontology annotation, molecular function: calcium ion binding; extracellular matrix binding; protein binding. NCBI's taxonomy places the organism in Eukaryota, Metazoa, Arthropoda, Insecta, Hymenoptera, Formicidae. The transcript is spliced from 7 exons. Gene Ontology annotation, biological process: anatomical structure development. Bases 294 to 1601 code for a protein of 435 amino acids.
CGAAACGUUUCGCCCUGUGCUGCUGUUACUGCUUGCUGUCGACUACCAACUGUCGACUGCUUCUCUUAGUCUGUCCGGCGGUCUUUUGCGCGCUUAGUUUCGACAGACGAACCUGCGCGUCGCGCCGCGAAACAAACUCAUAGAGGAUCGACAAUCAUGUCGUGAAUCUAACGAACUCUCCAUCAAAAAUCUUGGUGAAUAGCUAAGAAAGAACGAUGUCUAUCAACGCUGAGGAUGCUGAGUUUACGUGGUGAAAACGAAGAUCCGAAUUGGAUAAGAAUCGGCACAGGCAGAUGAAAUGUGAAACAUCAAGUCGGCACGUUGCAGACCUGGCGGGAACGAAGGCGGAAGUUAAGAAAGCUGAGGUGAGAUUCACCGCAGGGAUAGCGGCACGUCGGGAGAGCACCUGGCGCGGGCCGCCUGAGAUGACGGCCUUGCGGCAGGAUAUCACGGUAUCCCCAUAUAGAACCUUCCUCUUGGUGUCACUAAUCGGAUUACUGCUCCAAAUCCACUCAACGACGGGUGGCAUAUGUUGGUCGUCUAUCAGUAAUGGCCGUUGUAAGGAACUUCUAUCGCAAGGUGUCACGAGAGAAAAUUGUUGCGCAUCUAACGCAGCAGCGGCAACUGCCUAUUCCGACGAGGAUCUAGACAGCGGAAGUCUCUUCUUCUGGAGAGUUCUUGGUGGAGGUGUGCAGUGUCGUCCUUGUCGAGAGAGUUGCGCGGAAGUGAGGUGCGAGGAAGGAAAAAAGUGCGUAGUACGUAGAGGAAGACCGAGGUGCGUGUGCAGCCCAGAGUGUAAGGCACCGCGUGGUGGUGGACCAGUCUGUGGAACGGACGGCAAGAGUUAUAAGAGCUUGUGUAGACUGAAAAAGCGAGCUUGCAAGAAGGGCAGUCACGAGCUCGCGGUUGCCUACAACGGCCACUGCCAAAGUUCGUGCGCACGGGUCCGGUGCGGCCAAGGUCGGAGCUGUCUGCUGGACCAGAACCUAAGCCCUCAUUGUGUGAGGUGCGCCCGCAGGUGCCCCCAAGCACUCCCGCACCAGGUCGCCGGCGCACGCCCCGUCUGCGGAGCCGACGGAAACACCUACAAGAGUGCUUGCCACCUGCGACUCGCCGCCUGCCGCGCGGGUCGCGCCAUUCCCGUCGCUUAUAAGGGUCAUUGCAAACAAAGCGCAGACUGUACGAAAAUACGCUGUCGAGAAGGCCAAACUUGCUUAUCCGAAAUGAAGUCUGGACGACCACGUUGCGUGACCUGCACCUACCGUUGCCCCCGGAAGCGGGAGCGCGUCCGAAAUAGGGCGCAUCGUGACAGAGAUCGAGAUCGAGAUUGGGAUCGGGACCCUUCGACGACCAUGUUAUGUGCAACAAACAACAUCACCUAUCCCAGUUGGUGUCACAUUAUCAAGGACGCCUGUGUUACUGGCUUCGUUCUUGAAACACGGCACGCGGGUCCCUGUAACGCUUACGACACGGCCCCUCUUUAUAUCGAGGAGGACGACACUUCGAGCAACUACGGGGUUGAUCUGGCGGACGAAGAUACAAAAGUGAGUGAUGAUUACGCCAAAUCUCCUUACGGCCUCCAUUCUAUGCCGUUCACGUAGCUUUAACGUUUUCAUAGUUUUCGAUACUUUGAAAAACAAUGUUGAAGAAAAAGCAACAGGUGGACAGUAACGACUCUACUUUAGUUUAGAAAUGUAAUAGGUGCUCAAGUUCGCAACGGUCUGGAGGAAUGUCGAUGCGCGACUAUUUACGAUGCGUCAUUAUUACUUGUUUGUGACAAAUAGAUUAGAGAAAUCUACAUGAGGCUCAGCUCAACGGAACAAAGGACGGUUUAGCGUUAAAAGCAAAAUGACAAGAGGAGGGUCACGUGAAAAUAGUUGGAGACGUUCACAAAAGACAACUUGAUUGUCAACACUCUCCAAAAAUGACCGAGCACUUGGAAAACAGUUAGAAAACUCUUUUAUUUAACUAAGCAAUAUAUUUAUUUAAUGUAAAAGAGAUGUAUUUAUUUUUACUUUUUAAGGUCCACUGAAAUCCACAUAGAUAUAUUGUAACUUGAGUCGUGAUGCGUUUAUUCUUUUCUCUAGAGAAGGAAGUGUGAUCAAGCUUAAUAAAAUUGUACGAUCACUCAACAUCUCGAUUACAUCGGCAAUUGAUAAUUAUUUCAUCGUCCAUUAACUGACACAUUUCAUUUAUCAAUUAUAAGUGUAUGCACACGUGUAGUUACGGAAAUGUCUUGUGUUAUAUGUGCGUGCGUGCGUGCGUAUAGUGUAUCGUAUGACGUACGACGUCACACUGGAUAUAGUCUCGUAUGAAAAAUACUAUAAACGAUUAUAGAACGCGUGUGAUAAUAUUCCUAAGACGCUUGCUUCGAGAGAUAUAUUUAAUAACUCGGAACGAAUAGCAGUCUUUCACAUCAUACUGUAUUAAUAUAGUAGCAAUACCAAAAUUUUCAUCAAGAUAAAUUCAUCUAGUAUACAUUUUUUAACGAGAGCCCAAACAGUGCGUUUUUUAUAAUAGUUACAUCACAAAGUAAUGGUAUUUAGAAAAUUUAUAUUCGACAGCGCGAGUAAAUAAAAUCAAUAGAAUCUUUUUAAUUUUUUAAUUAACUGUUUACUAUUAUAUAUACCUGUAAUUAGAGGCUUUACUAUUUCAACAUAUUUAGUAAUAAAGUAUUAAAAAUUGCAAGUGUAACAUCAAAUUUUUGUUAUCAAAAGAAAAGUAGCUUUUAAAAUUAACAAUUUAAUCCUAGUGAUUCUAAUAUAUCCAUGAAAUAUCUAUAUAUACA